AUGAAAAUCACUUGGAAUUAUUAUUACGGCAUCAUCUACAAAUUAUCCUCGCUCACCGGCAUAUGGCCGUAUCUGGAACCGAGAGCGAGGUUGCUACGCGUCACUCUACUGUCCGCCACGUUGUUAACUAUAUUCGUUCCGCAGAUGGCGCAACAGUUCACCUGCGAAAAGGAUCUGCAGUGUAUGUUCGAGUCGAUGACGUCGCUCCUCAUGACCUGUACGAUUUUGGUGAAGGUGUACACGUUCCACCUAAACAUUCCUAAAAUCAAAAUUUUCACCGAGCACCUGUUCAACGACUGGAAAGAACUGGAAACCGCCGAGGAGUACGAAGUCAUGAAGUCGCACGCCGAUUAUUGCAGACGAUUCUCUUUGAUAUACUCGGUAUAUUGCUUCAUGGCUGUGUGGGUGUUCAUGUCGGUAUCGAUUGUGCCAUCCAUACUAGAUAUCAUAUGGCCCCUCAAUGAAUCCCGUCCCGUACUGAUGCCGUAUCCCGGAUACUACUUUACGGAUAAUAGGGAAUACUUCAUUUACAUUUUCGGGCAUUCUCUCGUGGCCUGGGAGAUAAUUAUGGCCGGCGUAGUCGCUCACGAUUGCUUGUUUGUGACUUACAUCGAGCACAUUUGCAGCAAAUUUGCGGUGGUCGGAUUACGUUUUAAAUAUUUGUUCUGCGAUCUUGGCAAAACUGUGGAAAACAUAAAUACUGAUCCGGGCGAUACGUAUCGUAAGAAAGUCGCUCUCUUCGUGCACACUCAUCACCAAGCUUUAAAGUUCGCGCAGAUUCUCGAGAGAACCUUCACCGUGCCUUUCGCGCUACAACUGAUCUUCGUCGUGUUGAUAAUGAGCAGUACCUUGCUACAAAUCACGAAGGAGUCCGACCUGUUGGAAAUAACGAGGUACGUGUUAUACGUCAUUGGGCAACUGAUCCACUUGUUCUGCCUCAGCUUCGAGGGACAGAAGCUGAUAGAUCACAGCCUGCAGAUGCGCGACAGAAUAUACAACAGUUCCUGGUACGAGGCGCCCAACAAAUCGCAGAAAUUGCUCAUACUGGUGAUGAUACAGAGCCUUCGGCCGACUUGCUUGAGCGCCGGCAAGAUUUACAUUUUCUCCUUGCAGAGCUUCACCACGAUUCUACAAACUUCGAUAUCAUACUUUACGGUACUUUCAUCCUUUCAAGUCGAUCACCUACUCGAGCCUCAGUCAACGAGAGAACGGUGCAGCAUAUCCGCGGCAAGAAUGAAAAUCACCUGGAAUUAUUAUUACGGCAUCAUCUACAAAUUAUCCUCGCUCACCGGCUUAUGGCCGUACCUGGAACCGAGAGCGAGAUUGCUACGCGCCGCUCUGCUGUCUGCCACAUUGUUAACUAUAUUCGUCCCGCAGAUAGCGCAACAGUUCACCUGCGAGAAGGAUCUACAGUGUAUGUUCGAGUCAAUGACGUCGUGCCUCUUGACCAGUGUGGCUUUGGUGAAAGUGUACACAUUCCAACUAAACAUUCCUAAAAUCAGAAUUUUCACCGAGCACCUGUUCAACGACUGGAAAGAACUGGAGACCGCCGAGGAGUACGAAGUCAUGAAGUCUUACGCCGAUUAUUGCAGACGAUUCUCUUUGAUAUACUCGGUAUAUUGCUUCAUGGCUGUGUGCGUGUUCAUGUCGGUAUCGAUUGUGCCACCCAUACUAGAUAUCACACGGCCCCUCAAUGAAUCCCGUCCCGUACUGAUGCCGUAUCCCGGAUACUACUUUGUGGAUAAUAGGGAAUACUUCAUUUACAUUUUCGGGCAUUCUCUCGUGGCCUGGGAAAUAAUUAUAGCCGGCAUAGUCGCUCACGAUUGCUUGUUUGUGACUUACAUCGAGCACAUUUGCAGCAAAUUUGCAGUGGUCGGAUUACGUUUCAAAUAUUUGUUCUGCGAUCUUGGUAAAACUGUGAAGAACAUAAACACUGAUCCGAGCGAUACGUAUCAUCAUAAAAUCGCUCUCUUCGUACACUUUCAUCGCGAAGCUUUAAAGUUCGCGCAGAUUCUCGAGAGAACCUUUACCGUGCCUUUCGCGCUGGAACUGAUUUGCGUCGUGUUGGGGAUGAGCAGUACCUUGCUACAAGUCACGCAGGAGUCUGACCUGUUGGAAGUGACGAGAUACGUGUUAUACGUCAUUGGGCAAUUGAUCCACUUGUUCUUCCUCAGCUUCGAGGGACAGAAGCUGAUAGAUCACAGCCUGCAGACACGCGACAGAAUAUACAACAGUUCCUGGUACGAGGCGCCCACGAAAUCGCAGAAGCUGCUCAUACUGGUGAUGAUACAGAGCCUUCGGCCGACUUGCUUGAGCGCCGGCAAGAUUUACAUUUUCUCCUUGCAGAGCUUCACCACGAUUCUACAAACUUCGAUGUCAUACUUUACGGUACUUUCAUCCUUUCAGUAA
Odontomachus brunneus is the source of this 2409-nucleotide messenger RNA. RefSeq lists its product as uncharacterized. The transcript is spliced from 18 exons. Gene Ontology annotation, biological process: detection of chemical stimulus involved in sensory perception of smell; sensory perception of smell. Gene Ontology annotation, molecular function: odorant binding; olfactory receptor activity. The coding region runs from base 1 to 2409 and encodes 802 amino acids. Lineage: Eukaryota; Metazoa; Arthropoda; Insecta; Hymenoptera; Formicidae. Gene Ontology annotation, cellular component: plasma membrane. The record is from RefSeq and is a predicted model, not a curated record.